Messenger RNA from Arachis stenosperma, 708 nucleotides. RefSeq lists its product as uncharacterized. The record is from RefSeq and is a predicted model, not a curated record. The coding region runs from base 1 to 708 and encodes 235 amino acids. Lineage: Eukaryota; Viridiplantae; Streptophyta; Magnoliopsida; Fabales; Fabaceae. The transcript has 2 exons.
AUGAGAAGACAUGUGUUCCUUCGGAUAGUAGACGCUCUCUCAAACGUCUAUCCGUAUUUCCAACAGAAGGUUGAUGCAACUGAAAGAAGAGGCUUGUCAUCACUCCAGAAAUGUACCACUGCGAUACGCAUGUUAGCAUAUGGCGUAGGAGUUGAUGCUGUUGAUGAUUAUGUGCACAUAGGCGAGAGCACUACAAUUGAAUGCUUGGAAAAAUUUAUUGAAUGUGUCAUUUCGGUGUUCGAGGAUGAAUACUUGCGAAAACCCAAACCAAAUGACGUACAACGCCUGCUACAAAUGGCGGAUGGUCGUGGCUUCCCUGGCAUGUUGGGUAGUAUUGACUGCAUGCAUUGGCAAUGGAAAAAUUGUCCAAAGGCGUGGAAAGAUGGUAUUUAUUCUGAAUGGGCCACAUUUGUCAAAUCAAUCUCAAAGCCACAAGGGGAGAAACGCAAGUUAUUUGUACAAUACCAAGAAGGGCAAAGAAAAGAUGUGGAGCGAGCAUUCGGAGUGUUGCAAGCACGCUUUGCAAUUAUACGUGGUCCAGCUCGUUUUUGGGAAAAUAAGAAGCUUGCCAACAUAAUGAGAUCUUAUAUUAUAUUGCAUAAUAUGAUUGUUGAGGAUGAAAGAGACACUUAUGCAGGAAAUUUUGCUCAGGGCUUAGAGUAUGAUGAUGUCGAAAAUGGCUUAUCACAACCUCAGCUGGGAAAAUAA